This is a messenger RNA of Oenanthe melanoleuca, 1125 nucleotides long. RefSeq names its product GSK-3-binding protein-like. The transcript has a single exon. NCBI's taxonomy places the organism in Eukaryota, Metazoa, Chordata, Aves, Passeriformes, Muscicapidae. Gene Ontology annotation, cellular component: cytoplasm. The record is from RefSeq and is a predicted model, not a curated record. Bases 393 to 1001 code for a protein of 202 amino acids.
CCGGUCCACGCGGCGCGCAGACAGGGGGGGAAGGGGACAGAACAGGGAACGUCGCGCUCGGUGGUCACAGGCGGCCUCGCCCGGCCGGCGGCGCCCGGCGGAGGAAGCCCCCCCGCGCUGUUGGCCGAGCCCUCCCCGCGCGGGUCGCCGGCCCCGGGAGCGGGCGGCGAGCGGUUGGUCCGGAGGGCCGCCCCCCUCCCCCCCCGGCCGGCGCAGUGGGAGGCGCCCGGGCGCGCGCGUCACCCAUUGUUUACAAACCAACGCCAGCGGGCCGAGCUCCAGCCGCGACCGCAGCGCCGGAGCCGCGUGUGCUCGCGCGCGCGCGGGGCGGCGGGCGGGCGGCGGCCCCGGUCCCGCUGCGGCGGCUGCGGCGCGGCGGGGACCCGGCAGAGAUGCCGUGCCGGCCGGGCGAGCGCUUCCUGCUGCUGGAGCGCCCGGUCGCCGUGGGACAGGCGGGCUCCAAGGAGGUGGACGCGCUGGUGGCCAAGCUGGGCGAGGUGCUGCAGCUGAGCGCCCAGCGGGCGCCGCCGCCGCCCCGCGCCCCCAAGCACCUGGGGCCGGGCAGCGCCCGCGACCGCGCCGCCCCCUACUCACCGCGCUGCUGCGGCGGGGCCGGGGCCGGGCUGCUGGCGCCGCGGGGACCGGCCCCGUCGCAAGCUCACUCGCAACACGUCGAGGCGCCGCGGCCGGACCGGAGCGGCCAGCAGCGGGUGACCAAGCAGCUGUGCGGACGGGGCUGGCUGCGGAGCGCCGCCCGCCGGAGGAAGCAGCCCCCGCCGGGGCCGGGCGACGGGCCGGCGGAGGAGGAGGACCCGCACCGGCUCCUGCAGCAGCUCAUCCUUUCCGGCAACCUCAUCAAAGAAGCCGUCCGGCGGCUGCAGCUGGCGGCGGCGGCGGCGGCAGCGGCGGCAUCCGCGGCCUCCAGCGGCAGCGCCUCGGCGGGGAGCGGCGGCGCGGACGGCGAGGCGGCGGCGGCGGCGGCGGUGCAGCCCCUGCAGUAGCCGGCGGGGCCGGGCGGCGGCGGUGCCCGGGGCGGAGGAGCCCCCGCCGGGCGGGCUGCGGAGCGCGGUGCGGGCUCCGCCAGGCUGUAAGUGCGUCCCGGCGGCGCGGCCCCGGUGCCGGUGC